GUUACAUUUCAGAUACGUAUGAGCUUUAUAGAUCAAGUCACGUGCAAGGGUGUGAAAACACGUGUGAACGCUUGAUGGUCAGACAUACCACCCGUGACGGUUUUAUAACUUACUAUUGAUUAUCAGAUCAGAGAGGCGGUUACUUUGAGAAAAAGCAGGUAAUGACAUAGACCUUCCAGACAUGUCAUCCAAACAGAACGGAGUACACGCCGUGGAAAUCUCUCGGUCGGGUGCCAUGGAGACGAGGGGCUCAGUGAUUUCUGGACAGAAUGUGGUCUACUCUGUGGACGUCAGGAAGGGGGCAUGCUGCUGUGGACAGGUCACCCAAAAAGAGAUUCUGAAGGGGGUGGAUUGCAUAUUUAAACCUGGUAUGAAUGCUAUUCUUGGACCAACAGGAAGUGGGAAGUCUUCAUUACUUGAUGUCCUAGCCGGCAGAAAGGAUCCUAGCGGCCUCAAAGGAGAAAUUCUGUUCGAUGGAGUACCUCCUCCUGAUAAUUUCAAGUGCAUGGUGGGAUAUGUUGUGCAGGAUGACGUUGUAAUGGGAACUCUUACAGUGCGUGAAAAUUUUGAAUUUUCUGCCUCCCUCCGCCUUCCAUCAAAACUGUCUAGAAGAGAGAGGAACGAGCGAGUAGAUACCGUGAUACAAGAGCUUGGACUCGGACACUGCGCAGACACAAAGGUAGGGAAUGAGUUUAUCCGGGGAGUGUCCGGAGGAGAGCGUAAAAGGACCAACAUUGGGAUGGAGUUGAUCAUCUCCCCUCCUGUCCUGUUCCUGGAUGAACCAACCACAGGGCUAGACGCAAACACAGCCAACUCUGUCAUGAUGUUAUUGAAGAGACUAGCUAUUAAGGGGCGGACCAUCAUUUUCUCUAUCCAUCAGCCCCGCUACUCCAUAUACCGCCUGUUUGACGGCCUGAUGAUGCUUUCUAUGGGGGAGGUGGUAUACCAUGGCCCCACCAAAGAGGCACUGCCCUUCUUCAAGUCUAUCGGCUAUACAAUCCAAGAAAACAACAAUCCACCAGAUUUCUUCCUCGAUGUAAUCAGUGGAGAUUUCCACGUGGAUGUGGAAACACUUGACCCCGAGAAAACCAGCACAGAUGAAGACAACAUCCAUGAUUCCCUGGUCCAGAGUUACCAGAAUUCUAACGUCUGUCAACAAAUACAAAUGGAGGUUAAAGCUAUCUUUGACGAGUACCAGAGAAAAGUUUCUCAGAAUGAGGUGGUGCGGUUACCUCCCAUCCAAUACAACACAUCCUUCUUCACCCAGCUGGUGAUAUGUUCAGGAAGAACAAUCAAAAACAUUCUCAGGAAUCCCCAGACGUCAGUGAUGCAGCUAUUCGUGAUUCUGAUAUUUGCUGCAAUCGUAGGAGCAAUCUACUGGCAAAUAGAUGAUGACUGCGAGUCAGGAAUUCAAAACAGAGUGGGUGCUUUCUUCUUCAUCGUCAUGAACCAAGUGUUUGGGAAUUUGUCAGCUGUGGAGCUCUUCAUUAAAGAGAGGGCCAUUUUCAUGCAUGAAAAUGUAAGCGGCUUUUACAGAGUGUCUGCAUACUUCUUCUCUAAGAUUUUCUGUGAUGUCAUUCCAAUGCGACUAUUCCCUGUGGUCAUCUUCUCAGUUGUAACUUACUAUAUGAUUGGUUUUGAGGCGGGAGCAGACAAACUUUUCAUCUACAUGCUUGGUCUCUUCUCUGUUGCCAUGGCAGCCUCUGGUUUGGCCUUUUUCUUUAGUGCACUGGUCAAGAUCUUUGCCAUUGCCAACCUUUGUAUCGCCCUGUGCUAUGUAUUCAUGAUGGUAUUUAGUGGUCUCCUAAUCAACAUUGCCAGCAUCGCUGAAUGGCUACGCUGGAUCAAAUGGAUCAGUAUCUUCAGAUACGGCCUCAAUGCUUUGAGCAUCAAUGAACUGAAAGACAAGCAGUUUUACAAUGGAACAGACGUCAAUGGAACACUGCAGUUGUGCCGUGAAUCUGGGAAUGCCUAUCUGGAAGCACAAGGCAUUGAGUACACGACGGACUUUGAUCUGUGGCAAAACAUCAUGGCUCUACUUGUCUUUGCCACAUUCUUUCUGGUGCUGACCUUUAUACGCCUUCUGACAAUGAACAAGUUGAGAUGAGAACAUUUAAGUUCAACAAAGGAAUGUCAAAUUGAAAACAACACAUGCACAGUGGGCUCAGGAAAUCCUUGCCAAUUCUUUUUGCCAAAACUUAGUUUCAAUCUGAUUUAUAUGUAGUUUUACCAUUACAAUUCCCAGGUCUUAGAUAUUUGUUAAUGAUUGUCAGAUAAUUUUUUUUAAUUUUUAGAGUUAAGUUUGUCAUCUGUUUUUAGUUCUGCAUUCAUCUACCAAUCUCCAUAUAUUCUAGACCUGUUGAAGACAAAAGUCAAAUUACAAUAGAAUUAGACAGGGAGUCUUCUACCAUUCCUGUUUAAAUAAACAAUAGUCAUAGUCAAAUAAUGAUAAUAUUAGACAGGGAGUCUUGUAUAUUCCUGUAUUAAUAGACAAUAGUUUAAAAAUGUAUAAAUUCAGUAGUCAAAUAAUGAUACCAUGAGACAGGGAGUCUUCUAUUUUUCCUGUAAUAGGCAAUAGUCUAAUAUUGUAUACAUUCAAUAGUCAAAUAAUGAUAACAUGAGACAGGGAGUCUUUUAUUAUUCCUGUAAUAGACAAUAGUCUAAUAAUGUAUACAUUCAAUAGUCAAAUAAUGAUAACAUGAGACAGGGAGUCUUUUGUUUUUCCUGUAAUAGACAAUAGUCUUAUAUUGUAUACAUUCAAUAGUCAAAUAAUGAUAACAUUAGACAGGGAGUCUUUUAUCAUUCCUAUAAUAGACGAUAUAAUACUUUCAUAUUAAAUACUGAAAUCUGAUUGGUUUAGACACAGUUGAUAAUCCUUUCUAUUACCCUCAGCGUUAGCAACACACUUGGCAACGGGUAACACAAUGAAUUGUUACAUGUGCGUAAAUUAUGCGCAUACGCUUCGCCGUAGAAUUCCCUCAUUUCUAUAUAAAAGCAAUAAAAUUUUCUCUAAAAUUAAGACAUUCAGUAUAAUAAUUAAAUAGUGCUUUUUUUUUGGGGGGGGGGGGGUGUUACAAUUGAAUUUGACAUCCCUCGAAAAGCAUUGUCAUCCACCGCUUCGCGUCGGUUGACAAUGGGUUUUCUCGGGGUGUCAAUUGCAGGAAGUCUUCUAACAUUCCGAAUCCGUGAUUUACAUUUAAACCAUUGCUUGUUAUUUGUUGUCUGAUUACGGGAGCUCAUUUCAACUAUUACAUAAAACAUUCUAAAACCGAAGGUUGCCAAAAUAUCCAAAAUGGCAUUUCUGGAUUACAAACAAACUAUAGGACCAUUGUGUAAGUGAAACAAACGAAUACAUGUAGUUUUAAUUGUCUCCUUUGUUCUUUGUUGGGUUUGAGUUGUCAAACCGGACCCUGUUUAUUUUGUAAUCUUCAAAUCUACAGUUAAAACUUGGAUUUAGCAAAUUGGAAGACCUGUUUCAGAAAUGAAAAGUUCUCCAGUACUCUAUAUAUAAUAUUAUGGUGUUACUUAAGCAAGUUCUGUAUCUCCAUACAUAAUGUGAUACCAGUAGUCUUUUAUAACAACAGUUAUUCAGUUUAUUUUGAUUUGACCUUGGGUUGUUUUAACCCUCUGUUUGGUAAAUGCCAGUAUAUAUACCCAAUCAGAGUAAAUAUUGUAUGAUGUACCGUAAAACCCCGUGAUUAUUGUAAUUGAUAACUCCAUGAUGAUCACAUGGAUCAUUUAAGCUUUAUUGUUUUUUUUAUUCGUUUAUUGCUAAUAAACAAUGUUUGACA
Molecule: messenger RNA, 3791 nt
Organism: Magallana angulata
Lineage: Eukaryota; Metazoa; Mollusca; Bivalvia; Ostreida; Ostreidae
Product: broad substrate specificity ATP-binding cassette transporter ABCG2-like
Exons: 18
Coding region: 182-2107 (641 amino acids)
Cellular component (GO): membrane
Molecular function (GO): ATP hydrolysis activity; ABC-type transporter activity; ATP binding
Source: RefSeq, a predicted model, not a curated record